AUGGCGACCCCGCCUCCAGAGGCUCCUCCGGUGAUGAAGGAGGACAAGCCUCAGCUGCCGCCGUCUCCGACGGUUGUCUCUGCACCAGUGGUUGCGCCAAAUAGUGCGCCGGUUGCCACGCCAGAUAUCAAAACUGACGGUUCAGCCCUGACGGAGAAUCACACGCCCACUACGAACGGCAACGCUCCCCACUCUCCUGCGAUUGGUAACGGUACGGGAUCCGCGGCUUCUCCUCCCAAGUCACCUGUGCGAGACGCCUCCGAGGCGGUUGUUCCGACUGCAUCAACUUCCACUGAUACCCCACCUUCCUCUGCGCCUCCUGCGCCGCAAGAGACAAAGGCCCCAGGAGAGACAACCACUCCAACUCUCACUCCUACUCUUCCUCAACCUCAGCCUGCCGAUUCUGCGACCCCAGCUGCAACCAACGGCUCUGCGGAGAAAAGCGCUGCCAAAACACCUCAAACCUCUGCAAUCGCCUCUACCGGAAGCAUACCUCCUGGGAAUUUCGACGGUCCUGCUGAUACGCCUCCGGACGUGAUGGCUGUUGAUGCGCCUGAGAAGGCGUCUGCUACCCCGGUGAAGACUGAACUUCCCCACCACCCCACCACUGAAUCCGCCACCCCCAACUUGCCUCCUCUCCAAACCGACCAAGAAAUGAAGGAUGCCCCAAGUGCCCCGAUGUCUCCCUCCAAGGUGUCGCGGGAGCGUGAGAUUGAUCCAGCCGAGGAGCCUGCUGCCAAGCGGACCAAGGUUGAGAACGAGAAUGGCGUGCCCUUGAACAACAAGGCUCAUGAGCUACCUACCCCUGCCACCGUGACUAGCCCAGUCUUUACCGGUGGUGACUCUGCCAUGACCAAGAUGCAGCACAAGUUCCUCACCAAGCAAAUCUCAAGCUUGAAGCGCAUGCACGACUCGCGCUUCUACCGAGUCCCUGUGGACCCUGUUGCCUUGAACAUUCCAAACUACCCAAGCGUCAUCACUCGCCCCAUGGAUCUGGGCACCAUCGAGAAGAAACUCAAGGCCAACCAGUACUCCUCUCCUCAGGCGGUCCUGGAUGACUUUGCUCUGAUGGUCCAGAAUGCGCACACCUUCAACGGCGCGGAGCACCUGGUCUCCCAGGAGGGUGCCAAACUGCUCGCCACUUUUCAGCGACAGAUGAACAAUCUCCCUAAGGCUGAUGAAGUGGAGGAGAAAAAGAAGCCUAAGAAGACGACGGAGAAGACUUCGGCUGCUCGACGUGAGCCUCGUACCUCCAUUGGUGCUCCAGUUGCGGCCCCGGUCCCCACCAUUCCAGCCCCGGUUGUGGCUGCUCCUAAGGCGACCUCUCCCCAGAGCGCUACCUUUGCACUGGGCCCGGAGGGUCUGCCCGUCAUUCGUCGGGACUCUGCCAACGCGGAUGGACGUCCCAAGCGUUCCAUCCACCCCCCGAAGCGCGACCUGCCCUACUCGACCAAGCCUAAGAAGAAGAAGUACCAAUGGGAACUUCGCUUCUGCCAGGAAGUUCUUGAGGAGCUGUACAAGCCCAAGCACCAGGCUAUCGCUAUCGCCUUCUACUACCCCGUCGACCCCGUUGCGCUCAACAUUCCUACCUACCACAGCGUGAUCAAGCACCCUAUGGACAUGUCGACCAUCAAGGUUAAGCUCACUACUGGCCAGUACGAAAACGCCAAGGAGUUCCACUCGGAUGUCAAGCUGAUGUUCAAGAACUGCUACCGGUUUAACCUGGAGGGCGAUCCGAUCUACCUUGCCGGCAAGAGCUUGGAAGACAUCUUUGAUAAGAAGUGGACUGGCAAGCAGGAGUAUCUUGCCAAGCACGAGCCUCCUCAGGAGCACAACUCGGAGUCUUCGGAGGAAGACAGCGACGAAGAGGCUGAAGAGAGCGACGAGGACAUGGAAAAGAUCAGCAUGCUGCAGCGACAGAUUGCCGAGAUGUCCCGCCAGGUCGAGUUGAUCCAGAAGAAGAAGAAGACUCCUCCUGCGAAGAAGGGAUCCAAGUCUGGAAAGUCCGGUGCCACCAAGAAGGACGCCAAGAAGAGUGGCAGCAAGAAGGACAAGAAGAGCAAGAGCCUCUCCAAGGUUGAGAAGUCUCGCAACAUCACCUACUACGAGAAGCAGAUCAUCUCCAAUGGCAUCAGUAGCCUGCCCGACAAGAAGAUGCAGGAGGCCCUCGGAAUCAUUCAGCAGAAUGUUCCUGCUCUGAAGGGUACUCAAGAAGCCGAGAUUGAGUUGGACAUUGACGAGCUGCCUAACGAAGUCCUGCUCAUGCUGCUUAAGUUCGUGAAGAAGAAUGUUCCUCACAUCAUGGAUGACGAGGAGCCCGUCUCUGCGGGCGGCAACGUGGCCCCCGCUGCUCCUAAGCCAAAGAAGAACAAGCCGAUGAGCAAGUACGAACAAGAGGCUCAGAUCAACAUGCUUGAGAGCAACCUCUCCCGCUUCCAGGGCGGCAGCGGCUCCCCGGCGCCGAUGCCCUCUGUCGAGGCCAACGAGUCUAGCGACGACGAGUCGGAUGACGAUUCGGAGGAGAGCGAGGAGGAGUAA
Molecule: messenger RNA, 2538 nt
Organism: Penicillium cataractarum
Lineage: Eukaryota; Fungi; Ascomycota; Eurotiomycetes; Eurotiales; Aspergillaceae
Product: putative transcription regulator BDF1
Exons: 3
Coding region: 1-2538 (845 amino acids)
Biological process (GO): regulation of DNA-templated transcription; chromatin remodeling
Cellular component (GO): nucleus; chromatin
Source: RefSeq, a predicted model, not a curated record